AUGAGCGAAAACGAACGUGCUGUGAUACCAAUCGAAUCGAAUCCUGCAGUUUUUACAGAGUUCGCACAUAAACUAGGUCUAAAAAGGGCAUGGGCAUAUUUUGAUAUUUACAGUCUAACAGAGCCGGACUUAUUGGCAUUCUUACCAAGGCCAGUAAAGGCUGUCGUACUACUAUUUCCUGUAACAGCAAAUGGGAAAAUGAGUGCUAAUAAACAAGUUUCGAGAGCUUUUGAUGUUGUAUGGUUUAAGCAAUCAAUUAAGAAUGCGUGCGGUUUAUAUGCUAUUCUUCACUCGCUAAGCAAUAAUCGGUCAUUGUUGGAGCCUAAUUCUGACUUGGCUAAUUUUUUGAAAUUUCAAAGUGAUAAUACCGGAUCAAAGAGUACGUUUGAUGAUACCAACACUGACGAAUUUGUUUUGAACGUAAUAAAGGAAAACACGCAAACAUUUUCUUCUGGACAAACAGACGCCCCAGAAGCUACUGCAGAUAUUAACUUACACUAUAUCACAUAUGUGGAAGACAACGGUGAGAUAUUUGAAUUAGAUGGAAGGAGUUUGAGCGGGCCCCUUUGUUUGGGAAAGAGUGAUCCAAAUGCCACUGAUUUGGUUGAUCAAGAUGUAGUCAGACUGAGAGUUGCCUCAUAUAUGGAGAAUGCUAGUAAAGAGGAUGUAUUACAUUUUGCUAUGUUAGGUUUAUGCCCCACCUGGGAAUGA
Saccharomyces mikatae IFO 1815 is the source of this 711-nucleotide messenger RNA. It is a transcript of the gene YUH1, whose product is annotated as ubiquitin-specific protease YUH1. Bases 1 to 711 code for a protein of 236 amino acids. Gene Ontology annotation, biological process: ubiquitin-dependent protein catabolic process; protein deubiquitination. NCBI's taxonomy places the organism in Eukaryota, Fungi, Ascomycota, Saccharomycetes, Saccharomycetales, Saccharomycetaceae. The record is from RefSeq and is a predicted model, not a curated record. Gene Ontology annotation, molecular function: cysteine-type deubiquitinase activity. Gene Ontology annotation, cellular component: cytoplasm. The transcript has a single exon.